AUGACGUACCAGCAGGGAUCAUCGAUCGAUCAUGUCUUUGAACGUGGAGCUUUGGACUGGCUUGGUUUGAGUUUUGUAUUUAUGGGUAUAUUUUGGGCUAUCUUUGUCUUUAUUGAGAUGUUUGGAGGGUUUCCCUCACUUUCUUAUCGAAUUGCUGAACGUGUAGGUGCCUUAAUAAUAUAUACAUCUUUGUAUAUUGUGGUGCUUUCGUUGGUUCAUGCUCAUGUACCUGUUGAUGUAAAUGUAAGUGGGUGGUUUAGACGGCGAUUUAAGCGAAAUAAGCUAGAUAGUUAG
Messenger RNA from Nematocida homosporus, 294 nucleotides. RefSeq lists its product as uncharacterized. The transcript has a single exon. NCBI's taxonomy places the organism in Eukaryota, Fungi, Microsporidia. Bases 1 to 294 code for a protein of 97 amino acids. The record is from RefSeq and is a predicted model, not a curated record.